CACCACAUUUUUCCCUCGCCUAAAUCGUUCAGGAGCCGGCUCUUCUCUGUCUGUUCAAAAACCUCCUCACCGCGCGGGCAACCUCCCAGUCCCACAUCGCAGCCCUAGUGCCUCUCUGGCUCUCUCUACAGUGCGACACACGGAAGAGCCUAACCAGUGGAGGGGAGGAGGAGUGGAGGGGAGGAGGAGUGAGGGCAUUCAGAACUUGCCAUUUCUGCUGCUUCUUCCUCUUCGUUCUUCAUGUUCUCUCCUGCCAGCAAGAGGCCUAACUUGGGCGCCCACAAAGGCCGGAGCUCCAUCCAUGGCGCCCCCGGAUCGCCUGCCACGCCGCCGUCGAAUGCCCACAGGCCGGCCCUUGGCGGCCUUGUUCCUAAUCGGCCGGAUUACGGAACGCCUAUGCCCAAGAGUUCGAGAUUUUCCGGUGUCUCCAGUAGAAUUCCUUUAACAAAGAAAACAGAAAAAGGAGCAGAUGACCAAAUUCAGCCUGUACAAAUAGGGGAAUUUCCACAAGUACUUCGUAGUGCACAAGCUAGUUUACUUCGGAAGGGGGUGACUGAUGGCUGCAUGAUAUCUGGAGGCAUGGAUAGAAAUACUUGCUUGUCCUGGAUGAUAUGUGGUCAUCAGCUUUUCAUUUGGAGUUACAUGUCCAGUGUGGCUACUCAAAAGUGCACAGUUCUUGAUUUGCCUGAUGUCCUUUUAGAAAGUUCAGGUUAUUCUACAAGGUCAAGGCAUAAUAACUUAUUACUCUGUGUUGUUAAAUGGGAUGAGGAGAAUAGAAGCAGUGAAGUCUUGGAAAACCAGUGCUCUGUUGGUGUUAUUUUAGUUAGCGGGAAAACACAUGCUCUUGCAUACUGGAAUGAUAUAUAUUCGGAGCCUGAGAAGGUUGCAGUUUUUAGCCAUCCAAAAAAUGAGCAUAAACAGAUACAUGAGGCAAAAGCUAUAAUGGCAGAUACAAGUGGAAACUUGAGCAAUCUAUCGGAGUGUAACUCUUUGAUUGUUUCUUCAGUUCCUGACUGUGUAAGGCAUGAGUGCCUUGCCCUUGCCUGCCAUUCAAAUGGUGAGGUAUGGCUCUUCAGGUGUACUUCUGAUGGUGUAUCUAGGGAAAAAAUUUUUGCAGUGUUAGACAAUGGUUCAUCUGGGGGUAUGGAUAGUAGCACUCAAUACACAAGAUCAUUAUGUUGGCGUUGUCAGGAUGUUUCCUCAAAGGAAUAUAGCCGGCAGUUUCUGAUCCUUACAAAUCAAAAGAUUCAGUGUUGGAAUAUCAACCUUACAGGGGAAAUAAAUGCUUCUAGGCUAUGGUGUCAGGAAAUAACUGGCACGGAUAUUGAAAUUGGCAGUCAGAAAGAUCUGACUGCUCAAAAACAAGUCUGUCUUUUGGAUAUGAAGGUGGACGAUGCUGGUAAAGAGCUGACAAUUUUAAUUGCUACUUCUUGUAAAGAUAAAGUGGGAAAUUCAAAUUACAUUCAGUAUUCUGUACUGAAAAUGCAGUAUAACCAUGCUCUUGAAAUGUCCAAGGAAAAUGGUGCACCUAAAAAUCCAAAGGUCUUGGAGAAAAAAGGUCCUAUUCAGGUGAUCCUUGCUAGCGCUCAGAUUGAGGAAGAUGACUUUUUGACUGCCAUGCAAUUGCGUAUUGGUGGGAAGCCUUCUGGAUCUGCGAUGAUACUGUCUAGGGAUGGGACUGCUACAAUUGCUCAUUUUUGGAGGGAAGCUGCUAGCCUCUAUCAGUUUGAUUUGCCGUGGGAUGCAGGGAAUGUAAUUGAUGGCUCAGUUCUUCUUUCCAUGGGAUGUUCACAGGAGGGUGCAUGGGUCAUACUUACUGAGAAAAAUGGCAUAUGGGCUAUUCCUGAAAAAGCUAUUUUACUUGGAGGAGUAGAAUCAUCCAAGCAACAGAGUCUGCCCUGUCUUAGUGCAAAUGAAUCAUCUCCUGGAGAAGAACAAAGAAGUGUUCCAUUUGCAAGGGAUUUUGGUCCUAGGAAGGCUAGCUCUGAAGCAUGGGAGAUUGGUGACACAGGAAGGCCUGUUUUGAUGGGUAAAAUUCACCAAUCUGCUCAUGAUAAGGAAAUGGAAGCUUUGGUUCUUAAUUUUUUUCAUGAUUUUCUUUACUCUGGGAAAGUUGAAGGUGUGUUUGACAAGUUAAAAAAUUCUAAAGCAUUUGAGAAGGAUGGUGAAACAAAUAUUUUUGCGUGUGCUAGCAAAUCAAUUGUAGAUACACUUCCCAAGCAUUGGACAACUACUAGGGGAACUGAAGUUGUAGCCAUGGCUGUGGUGUCAUCCCAGCUUGUGGAAAAGCAGCAGAAGCAUCAGAAAUAUCUCCACUUUCUGGCUCUGUCAAAGUGCCAUGAAGAAUUGUCUUUCGGACAGCGACGAUCUUUGCAAAUUAUUUUGGAGCAUGGUGAGAAGCUUGCUAGCAUGAUCUGUUUGAGAGACUUGCAAAAUGCACUUAGCCAAAAAAAUUCCAUUGAUGGGUCUGGAGGUAGUGAAACAUCUGGUGCUCUUUGGGAUUUAAUCCAAUUAGUUGGUGAGAAAGCAAGGAGGAACAAUGUGCUUUUAAUGGAUCGUGAAGCUGUAGAGAUAUUCUACAGCAAAGUUUCUGAAAUUGAGGAGAUCUUCUCAUGUAUACAUCAUUAUAUUUCAUACAUUUCAGAGAAAGUGCAUCCAUCUUUGUCCCGGAUACAUCGUGCUUGUGAAAUCUCGAAAGCAUGUACCAUGUUGGUCAGUGCUGCUGUUAACUACAGGAAGAUACAAUCAACAUGGUAUCCAUCUCCUGAAGGCUUAUGUCCAUGGAACUGUGAGCCUAUAGUGCAAUCUGGCCUUUGGAGCAUAGCUUCCCUCAUUCUUCAGCUGCUAAAGGAAUCUCAGGGAUCAGAUCCAUCCAUAAAAAAGGAACUUGUUAUCCACUUGGAAGAGCUUACUGAUGUUCUUUUGGAAGCAUAUGCAGGGUCUCUCACUGCGAAGAUAGAAAGAGAGGAAGACUACAAAGGAUUGCAGAUGGAAUAUGCUGUUAGACGGGAUGCUCUCCUUGGUCCCAUGUAUCAACACGUGAAGGAGUUAGCAGAAGCUGGAUAUAAGGACUCAUGUGAAGGUUCUGAAGCUCCUGAAAUGAAAGAUGCUAUCCUUAAGGAGUUUUCUGGACAUUUGAUAGCUAUUGCAAGAAGACAUGCAGGCUAUCAAACAUUGUGGGACAUUUCUUGUGACUUGAAUGACACAAUGCUUCUCCGAACCUUAAUGUAUGAGAGUAUGGGAUUGAAAGAAGGUCGGUUUAGUCAUUUUGUCUUUGAGAGGCUUUAUGAGAAUCGUCAAUAUUCCAAGAUUCUGAGGCUUGGGGAGGAGUUUCAGGAAGAGCUUGUUUCAUUUCUUGAACAACAUAUGGAUUUAUUGUGGCUUCAUGAGAUAUUCUUGAACCGUUUCUCAUCUGCGUCAGAUACCCUUCACAAAUUGGCACUUUCUCAGGAUGACAAAUUCCAAAUGACAAAUGUUGAAAGUUUUAACAAUGAGAAUACAAGGUCUAGUCUGUCUCUUGUGGAUCGAAGGCGUCUGUUGAAACUUUCCAAAAUAUCUGCAUUCACAGGUCGUGAGCUUGAUCUUGAGAAGAUACAGCGCAUUGAAGCAGAUUUGCAUAUUUUGAUGGUGCAGCAAGAGGUUCAUCUGCUCUAUGAUUGUGGAGAUCGGCUUAUUCCUCCUGCAGAACUUAUUGAAAUCUGCUUGAGAAGCUCAGAGCCAAGACUGGUUUUCCGAACAUUUGAUGUGUUUGCUUGGACCAGCUUUUCUUUCAGAAUGUCAAACAGAAAUCUCCUGGAGGAAUGUUGGAUGUAUUCAGCAAAUCUUAAUGACUGGGGAAGGAUAUACAAGCAAUCAGUUUCAGAAGGAUGGAGCGAUGACAAGAUAUUGGAAACACUGCAAGAAACAGGCUUAUUUAAAGCAGCAACUCGGUGCUAUGGUCCAGACUCUCAGUUCUAUGAAGGAGGAUUCAGAGAAAUACUGCCCUUAUUACAGGAAGAUAUAGAUGCAAGUGAAAAGGAUUCAUGUUCGUCCGUAGAGGCAAUCCUGAUGCGACACCCUGAUUUUCCUGAAGCAGGGAAACUAAUGAUCACUGCAAUAGUGAGGGGUAAAUUUGGUAAUGGAGUUGGAGUUGUACAUUCACCAAUGAUUUCUACCUGAUUAUAGUACACUUUUUGUCAUUUGAUCAUGAGUUUACACAAGCUAGGAUGGCCUAAAAUCAGCUAAAAUGUUUCUAAUGCUAUGUGCAUGUUAAUCUGUUGCUAAUCAAUGGGCAUCAUUUCAUCAUUUAAUGUAACAUAAGUAAAGCUAGUGUCUUGAAAUGUUGAAUAUUUCUGCCCCCUGAAACAGCCUUAAAAUUUUCUGACCUAAACAUGCUGCCAGUGCUACUACAUCCAGAUUAUGGGCAGUAACGACUUCACACUUCACAGAGA
Nymphaea colorata (pocket water lily) is the source of this 4430-nucleotide messenger RNA. RefSeq names its product nuclear pore complex protein NUP133. The record is from RefSeq and is a predicted model, not a curated record. Gene Ontology annotation, molecular function: structural constituent of nuclear pore; protein binding. Lineage: Eukaryota; Viridiplantae; Streptophyta; Magnoliopsida; Nymphaeales; Nymphaeaceae. The transcript is spliced from 8 exons. Bases 241 to 4158 code for a protein of 1305 amino acids. Gene Ontology annotation, biological process: poly(A)+ mRNA export from nucleus; transcription-dependent tethering of RNA polymerase II gene DNA at nuclear periphery; protein import into nucleus. Gene Ontology annotation, cellular component: nuclear pore outer ring.